AUGUCAAGCAAGGACUGUGUGAAAGUGGCAGUCCGAGUCAGGCCCUUUAAUAAGAGGGAACGGGAUGCAGGUAGUCGCUGUAUUAUCUCAAUGACCUCCAACAACAUCAGCAUUCAAGAUCCACGCAACCAACCCAACAGCCGCACCUUCACUUUUGACUACGCUUACUGGUCCCACAGUGGCUUCACCAGAAACAAAGAUGGUCUGUUUGUACCUGAAGAGACAGGUGGGCGCUACGCAGAUCAGGCAAAUGUGUUUCAGGGUUUGGGUCAGGGUAUCCUUGAUAAUGCACUGCAGGGCUAUAAUGCCACAUUAUUGGCAUAUGGACAGACGGGCUCUGGAAAGAGUUACUCCAUGGUCGGUUAUGGUCCAAAUAAAGGCCUGAUACCCACUCUCUGUGAAAGACUCUUUCAGUUUUUCAGGAGCACACAAGACAGCAGGCAAUGUCAGGUGUUUUUCAGCAUGUUGGAAAUUUACAACGAACAGGUUAUAGAUCUCCUAUCAAAGGCCAGCCGAUCUUCUGGUGGUCUUCGGGUACGAGAGGACCAGCAAAGGGGUUUCUACGUGGAGGGUUUAAGGCGGGUGCCCUGUGACAAUGCGGUACAGGUGGAGCAGCUGAUGGAGCAGGGAACACGCACCCGAACCACUGUGGCCACGCACAUGAACGCCAACAGCAGUCGCUCACACAUGCUCAUCAUCGUCCAACUCAAACAGAUAUUCUCAAAGGAGUGCAUCACCAAACAAUCUAACAUUAACUUGGUGGACUUGGCUGGCAGCGAGAGACAAAGGUCAUCGGGGUCAGAAGCCGACAGGCUUAAGGAAGGGACAGCUAUAAAUCUCAGUUUAACAACCCUCGGAAAUGUCAUCAGUGCUUUAGCAGACAUGGCUCUUGGGAAGAAGGUGGUUCAUAUCCCUUACAGGGACUCCAUCCUUACCAAACUAUUGCAGUCCGCCCUCGGUGGCAACAGUCGAACUGUCAUGAUUGCAACUUUAAGCCCUGCUGACAUUUGCUAUGAAGAGUCGCUCUCUACACUUCGAUAUGCAGAGAGGGCAAAAAGAAUCCAGAAUCGAGCUGUGGUGAAUGAAAGUCCUACAGAACGCUUAGUGAAGGAGCUCAAAGCAGAGAAUGCCAAACUGCUGUUGAGACUGAGCCGACUGGGUCAAGAAGGUCGCAGAUCAGAUGAUGAAACGAAGGAGCUGCGACGAUUGCUGACUCAUAAUGAGCUGCAGAUCAGAGCUAUUCAGACAUUGUGGGAACAACAUCUUCAGGAGGCUCUCAAAGACUGGGAAACGCAGUAUGCCACUAUAACACAGGAACGAAGGAUGAUGCAGAUGCAUCCAUACAUAAUGAACGUGAAUGAGGACGCUCAGCUGUCUGGCGUGGUAAAGCUUUUUAUUCAGGAUGGUGAUUGGGAUAUAGGUCUGGCAGAUAACUCACCCAGAGCUCUCUCCAUUAGGGGUUUAGGCAUCCAGGACAAACAUGCUGUGUUCUCAAAUCACCAAAGGAAAGUAUCGAUUACACCCGUCUCUGGAUCUAAGGUCAUUGUGAAUGGGAUGUCUGUAUCAAAGAUCACAGAGCUGCAGCAUUUGGAUCGACUCGUCCUUGGUUCGAACAGCACUUACCUGUUUAUUGGCUUUCCUUCGGAGCGUUCGGUAGAGGACUGGAGCCGAUACGAUUAUGACUACUUUCAGUCUGAGCUAGCGGCGGCCGAGGGCAUCCACAUUCAGUCUCUGUGUGAUGACCAGGGCCAGAAGCCGAACCAGACUGAUCCCAGUCUCCUGGCUGUCUUCUAUGACUACAUAAAACUGAUGCCCAUGGUGACCGAAGCAAAUCAAAUGAGUAAAGAGUUAAAAAAGGGAGUUGAAUUUAAAUUGGAAAUAAAGAACUUGGCGAUGUCAGACUCUAAGGGUCACGAUCUAGAGAAGGAAAUUGCUGUGAGAGUGACGUCUGUGGAGAGCAAGCAGGUAUGGAUGUGGUCCAAGGCUAAGUUUGUGAACCGCAAGUUUUUGAUGGAAGAGGUGUACCAGCAGGAAGUGGUUGGAGGUGAGGGGGCAGAUAGAGCCCCUCUUCCCCGGGACAGAGACCCGUUCUGGGACCCACUUGAACCCCUGCACCUGGGCAGUGCUCACCUGUGGCUGCAGUCUCUGGCGUUUCGCAUACCUCUGGAGGAGCAGGUGGAAGUGGUGGGACCAGAGGGAACAGAAGAGGCUAUACUACAGGCACAGUUAGUGCCAUGUAGCCCCAUGGGAUUGCCUCUGGGUGAAGACGACAUCCUUAUUGACCCAUCAGAGCUUCUUGGGAAGCGGUUGGAUUUUCAGCUGGUUUUAGAUCAGUGUUGUGGCCUGCGUUGGGUCAAAGAGGCCCGAAACAGAGGCGUGCAAAUCGGGUUCCAGAUGUUUGACUGUCCACAGCCUCUGUACUCCCCAGCAGUGUGGCACAAUGUGAACCCAUUGCUAGAUCACCGAGUUCAGUUUACUGCACUGAGAACCUCACAGGAACUCUUAAACUACUUACAGAGCAAUGCCCUUGUGCUGGAGCUGUGGGGCCUGCAGGAGGGAUGUUCUGAGUUAGUCUCCUUUAUGGAUGGGGUGAAGAUGACCCAAGAAGAAGAGAGCAUUAUUAUAGACAAGAUCAGUGCAUCAGAAAACUUGGCUGUAGAAACCGGAGGAUCUCACCUAAGUUCAUCUCUGCGUGCCCUUCAUCAGGACCUGGAACAGCUGAGGAACGCUAAUGCAGCACUGAGGAAAGAAAACAGCGCUCUGAGAGACCAGCUUCAUUCAGCCAAAAAUGGUGUGGAAAAUAACCGCGGUCGACACGAUAGAAGAGGCAGCUGCGAUGCUGAAUUCGCCAAAGCCUUAAAAGUGUUUUACCACGGCAUGACUUCCGUCAGAGGACAGCUACAGCGGCUGCGCAGACACAAACCCAGCGAAGAAGCAGAUCUGCUGGGGCUCAGGCUGUUUGUGGAUGAACAUGCUUAUCUCCUGAAGGACUUUGCCGAGCAUCUGGAACAGUGUGUCACGACUCUUAAACAAGAUGUGGCUGCUAUUGUGCGCAGAAAGAGAGAAAAGUCAGGGAUUUGGUCCUAACUGCUUAAAGUACAUCUGUAGUCGGUAAUUUUAUCACUUAAAACUGAUCUCUGAGCAUCAUGAUAGCGUAUGUAAAAGUUUUUUCAUGUGACAGUAAUUUCUUCUUGCUUUAAAACGGCUUGAAUGUAACUCUAAACUAUGCCUUAUUUAAUAUACACGGAGCUGUGAAUAUGCGAAGUAGUAACCGCCUCAGACCAUAGAUAUAUUUGUAAAUAGAUGCUACAUUCUGCAGUUUCUAACACAUAACUGUUAAAUCCGUAUUGAUUACUCAAACUCCUGAUCCACUCGUUCAACUGUGAUUGGUUACAUGUUUCUGACGUUUGAAACAAGGGCAAUUUUAAACCCCUUGUCUUUGGAAAAUUUUAUAGAGAAAAUACUCAUACUGAUGAAUUUGCACAUGGUUUGUCUUUAAGUAUAUUAAAACACCACAAAGAUACAUAAACAAUAAAAACUAUUUUUUUCCCAAGGGGACUUAAACCUAUCAGCCCAAAUGAA
Molecule: messenger RNA, 3582 nt
Organism: Paramisgurnus dabryanus
Lineage: Eukaryota; Metazoa; Chordata; Actinopteri; Cypriniformes; Cobitidae
Gene: kif28
Product: kinesin family member 28
Biological process (GO): microtubule-based movement
Molecular function (GO): microtubule motor activity; ATP binding; microtubule binding
Source: RefSeq, a predicted model, not a curated record